This is a messenger RNA of Alosa alosa (allis shad), 3410 nucleotides long. Its product is annotated as aminopeptidase N-like. Bases 13 to 2895 code for a protein of 960 amino acids. Gene Ontology annotation, biological process: peptide catabolic process; proteolysis. The record is from RefSeq and is a predicted model, not a curated record. Lineage: Eukaryota; Metazoa; Chordata; Actinopteri; Clupeiformes; Clupeidae. Gene Ontology annotation, molecular function: metalloaminopeptidase activity; zinc ion binding; peptide binding. The transcript has 20 exons. Gene Ontology annotation, cellular component: cytoplasm.
CUUCUGACAGCCAUGGGGAAAGUGUUCCAAUUCAGUCAGACGGUGGUGGUGGUGGGGAUCGUACUGGGGGCUGCAUCUGUUGCAUCCAUCAUUGGCCUCGCUGUGGUCUACUCCCAGGAGUUGGCUAAGAACGCUGAGCCAACAGUGGAGGCCACCACCACGCCCGCUUCCACCACCACGCCGACACCGUCUAGCGAGCUCUGGGACCAGUACCGGCUACCAGACACUCUUAAGCCAUACGAAUACAACAUCACCCUGUGGCCUCACUUGACAAAGAAUGCAGAUGGCUUGUACAGCUUCACUGGACACUCUACUGUGGACUUUGAGUGCGUGAAGGAGACAGACCUGAUCCUCAUUCACUCCAACAAACUCAACUUGACCAAGUCCAGCGGGCAUCACGCAACUCUAACUGGACUUGGUGGUGCAGUUGCACCAACUAUCAAGACCACAUGGCUCCAGGAGACAACAGAGUACCUGGUCAUCCAGCUCAACAGCAAACUAGAGCCAGGAAAGUCUUACCAACUCUACACCAGCUUCACUGGGGAACUUGCUGAUGACCUGGGAGGAUUUUACAGGAGUGAAUACUAUGAGGGAACAGAGUUGAAAGUUAUUGCCACAACUCAGAUGCAACCGACUGAUGCUAGGAAAGCCUUUCCCUGCUUUGACGAGCCGGCCUUGAAAGCUAUCUUUUACAUGACUCUCAUCCACGAUCGCAAAACUGUAGCCCUCUUCAACGGCAUGGAGAUUGCUACUGUCAACACAACAAUGGAAGAAGUGGAGGUGUCUGUAACCACAUUUGAACCGACGCCGAUAAUGUCCACCUACCUGCUGGCCUUUGUUGUUUGUGAAUUUGACUUCAUCAGGACUCCAGCAGCAGCAGAAGUCUUGAUCCGCAUCUGGGCUCGUCCACAGGCCAUUGCUGAGGGCCAGGGAGACUAUGCCCUGAACAAGACAGGCCCCAUCCUGGACUUCUUUGAGAGAUACUACAAUGCUACCUAUCCACUGAAGAAAUCAGAUCAGAUCGCUCUUCCUGAUUUCAGUGCAGGGGCCAUGGAGAACUGGGGACUGAUCACCUACAGAGAGACAGCCCUUCUGUAUGACCCCAAGAUGUCCUCCAACGAUGACAAGGAGUGGGUGGCUACAGUCAUAGCCCAUGAGCUGGCUCAUAUGUGGUUUGGGAACCUGGUUACAAUGAAAUGGUGGAAUGACCUGUGGCUGAACGAAGGCUUUGCCACCUACGUCUCCUUUCUGGGAGCUGACAAGGCUGAGCCAGAUUGGAAAGUUAGAGACCUGUUUGUGUUGACUGUCCAUGGGGUGUUUGGCGUGGAUGCUCUGGCCUCCUCCCACCCUCUCUCCUACUCUGAGAAAGAGAUCAACACGCCAGCCCAAAUCAGUGAACUCUUUGACUCCAUCACCUACAGUAAGGGUGCGUCAGUGUUGAGGAUGCUGUCUGAGUUUCUGACGGAGGCUGUCUUUUCUAAGGGUCUCAGUACUUACUUGAAUGAGUUCAAGUAUAGCAACACAGUGUACACAGACCUCUGGAAGCAUCUACAAGCCGCGGUGGAACAGACUCCGCUUGUGCAACUCCCGUACACCAUCGAAGAGAUCAUGAACCGUUGGAUCCUCCAGAUGGGCUUCCCUGUCGUCACUAUAGAUACCUCAACAGGGACCAUCAGCCAGAAGCACUUCCUGACUGACCCUGAGUCAGUGGUUGACAGACCGUCCAUUUACAACUAUGAGUGGUUUGUGCCCAUAACAUGGACAAAGAAUGGAGUUCAACAGGAUCCUAAAUGGCUUACCACCAAGACAACUGAUUAUGCACCAAUGAAGACCACUGAGUGGGUCCUUGCAAACCUCAAUGUUACUGGAUUCUACAGGGUCAACUAUGACCUGCCAAACUGGGAACGCCUUCUGACUCAACUAAACACCAACCCUAGGGUUAUUCCAGUAAUCAACAGGGCACAAAUUGUGGAUGAUGCAUUCAAUCUUGCCAGGGCUAAGAUUGUGGACACUGUCCUGGCUCUGAAGACCACUGAGUACCUGUCCAAGGAGACAGAGUACUUGCCGUGGCAGGCCACUGUGCGCAGUCUGGAUUACUAUUUCCUUAUGUUUGAUCGCACAGAGGUGUACGGGGUCAUGCAGAAAUAUCUGAAAAAACAAGUGACACCCCUUUUUGAACACUUUAAGAACAUUACUGCAGACUGGACAAGCAUCCCCACUGGACACUCUGAUCAGUACAACCAGGUGAUUGCCAUCUCUCUAGCCUGUAAAGUUGGAGUGGAGGGCUGCUCUGAUCUAACCCUCGCCUGGUUCAAGGAGUGGAUGAAAGACCCCAAAAACUACUUCAUCCACCCCAACCUGAAGCAGACGGUGUACUGUAACGGCAUUGCUGCCGGAGGUGUGGACGAGUGGGACUUCGCCUGGGAGAUCUUUAAGAACUCGUCCAAUGCCGUUGAGGCCGACAAACUGCUCUAUGCCCUCUCCUGCACUAAAGUGCCAUGGCUGCUCAACAGGUACCUCCAGUACUCUCUGGACCCUAAUAUGGUGCGCAAACAGGACGCUACUUUCUCCAUCAUCUACAUUGCUGGCAACGUGAUUGGUCAGCCUCUGGCCUGGGACUUCAUCCGAGCCAACUGGAAGUUCAUUUUCAAUGACUAUGGAGGUGGUGGACUGUCCUUCUCCAGGCUGAUCACUGGGACCACAGAGAGAUUUUCCACUGAGUUUGAGCUCAACCAGCUGCUCAGCUUCAAGGCAGAACACGCUGAGACUGGCUUCGGCUCGGCCACCAUCGCCCUGGACCAGUCGAUAGAGAAGACGAAAGCCAACAUCAAAUGGGUAGCGGAGAAUAAGAAGAAGGUGAACCAGUGGUUGUCUUCUGCAGCAGGACAACCGUGAAUGACAAGCAACACAUGUACAGAUCGGCAACAUCAAAGGCUGGGAGAGAUCUCAACACCAGUUUAAUCGGUGUUGAUUGGUUGGAUGUUAGACAAAUGGCUUUAUGAAGCAGCCAAGCACUGCAUCAUUUAAUGUUAAAUGAUAACACUGUAAUUAGGGGUUAUAAUUAGGGGUAUAAUUUCAAUCGAUUUUAUAUCGAAAUCAAUCAAAAUUAUAUCUUAAUCUCGAACUUCGAACACAAAAGUAGAAUCGAGGAUUUGGAGAAUCGUGACACCCCUAACUGUAAUAUACCAUGACACCAGCACUUUUGAGAUCUGUAAGAUAUUUAUAUUUGUUCAAGUUUACAUUCAGUGAAGGUUUAUGGACAUGAUGCAGUGGCCUGCUAAUGGUUAUCUUUAUGAGAUUUACACAUCUGAUACUAAAGUAGAUAUUUAACAUGGUUUGGUAGAGAUGUAAAUGUGCUUUUGGUACCUAUAUUUUUUGAUCAAUAAAACACUGUAUAGAUUUAAUACUGA